AUGGAAACGCCUACACCUACUUCAACUACGAGCAGGCCUGACGACAACGCGGUCUCCUGGGUCUGGCGACUCCUCUGCGUACUUGGUUUGGCUCUCUCGCUUUCGUCUAGCUAUAUCCUCUUCACACCUGACACUGCGGUGACCAACUAUCGAAUCGUACUCAUCGUGAUCUACGUCCUUGCCGUACUCGCACCACUAUUCACAAGGCGCGAUCGUCCACGUCAGUGGCUUGCGACAUGUUGUCACUGGUUCGGAAUCUCCGCUCAUAUCUGCCUCCUAUACCUGACAUCGCCCAACAGCGCCCUCAAGUUCUCCUUACUCCCCUUAUAUAUAAUCAUCGCUUUUCUCCUCACAGCACCAGUAAUAACUUGCCUCCUGAUUCUUGUUGAGGGGAAGUUUGACUCUGAACGGUUGGGUGCCUUUGGGGAACUUAUACUAUGGAUGGUGGACAAGCUAUCCUCGGUUUACCACAAGAUUGUAAGUUCUUUCCUUUCAUCAUUACACAAACACAGAUACAAACAUGGUUUUGGUAUUUUUCAUAGUUUCCGAAGAUACAACCCACCAACAGACACAGAGAAGUGUCCAAACAAAUCAACUUGGUGGAAAGAGAAGACUAAGACUGAAGUGGUCAGAUUGGAAACUCAGGAUUGA
This is a messenger RNA of Marasmius oreades (fairy-ring Marasmius), 651 nucleotides long. RefSeq lists its product as uncharacterized. The record is from RefSeq and is a predicted model, not a curated record. NCBI's taxonomy places the organism in Eukaryota, Fungi, Basidiomycota, Agaricomycetes, Agaricales, Marasmiaceae. The coding region runs from base 1 to 651 and encodes 216 amino acids. The transcript has 4 exons.